Molecule: messenger RNA, 876 nt
Organism: Salvelinus namaycush (lake trout)
Lineage: Eukaryota; Metazoa; Chordata; Actinopteri; Salmoniformes; Salmonidae
Product: homeobox protein Hox-A7-like
Exons: 2
Coding region: 45-803 (252 amino acids)
Biological process (GO): anterior/posterior pattern specification; regulation of transcription by RNA polymerase II
Cellular component (GO): nucleus
Molecular function (GO): DNA-binding transcription factor activity, RNA polymerase II-specific; RNA polymerase II cis-regulatory region sequence-specific DNA binding
Source: RefSeq, a predicted model, not a curated record
AACGACACUGAAGAUUCUGGCCCAACAAAUCACAAGGAAAAAAUAUGAGCUCUUAUUAUGUGGAUGGUCUUUUUAGCAAAUAUACGGCGACCGGUUCUUUCUUCCCAAACGCCGACCGGGGUUCGUGCGCUCUUCGAGCCAGUGGAGAAGGACCCGAAUCUGUUCACAGUGGCGCAGCCCCUGCCUUCCCAACGUCCUUGUCCGGACUUUACAACGUCAACAAUGCUAUUUACCAGAGCCCCCCGAUGUUUACUCCUGCUUAUGACCAGGGGCCGGACGUGCACAGUCUGCACUGCAGCUCUUUCGACCAGAGCCGUCUGUUCGGGGACAGCUGCAUCCAGCCGGUGCCGGGUCCACUCACCUCGCCAGAGGACAAACACUACCGGAUGUACCCCUGGAUGAGAACAUCAGAUCCAAACAGAAAGCGUGGACGUCAGACGUACUCCCGGUACCAGACACUGGAGCUGGAGAAAGAAUUCCACUUUAACCGGUACCUGAACCGCCGGAGGCGCGUGGAGAUAGCACACGCGCUCUGCCUGACUGAGCGCCAGAUCAAAAUCUGGUUCCAGAACCGGAGGAUGAAGUGGAAGAAAGAUCACAAGGAUGAGUCUUCGAGCUCAAACCUCAGUGCCAACUCAGAGAACGUAAACAAGGAUGGUGAUGGUAAUCCGGUAACCAACGGACAGUCCAAGGCCCAGGAGGCAGAGCAAGGAGACUCCCCGUCUGCGGGUGUGGCGUCAGAAACCCCUGCAAGAGAAGGAGAUGGCGACGUAGAGGCUAUUAAUGAAAGAAACACUCCAUAAAUGUUUGUAUUUGUCAAAUGUUAAAGAUGUAUACUCUCAUAGAAUCGACACACUCUGUUCAUCAUGUUUGUUU